Messenger RNA from Salmo salar (Atlantic salmon), 6833 nucleotides. Its product is annotated as guanine nucleotide-binding protein subunit alpha-11. Gene Ontology annotation, molecular function: G protein-coupled receptor binding; G-protein beta/gamma-subunit complex binding; GTPase activity. Gene Ontology annotation, cellular component: cytoplasm; heterotrimeric G-protein complex. NCBI's taxonomy places the organism in Eukaryota, Metazoa, Chordata, Actinopteri, Salmoniformes, Salmonidae. The record is from RefSeq and is a predicted model, not a curated record. Gene Ontology annotation, biological process: adenylate cyclase-modulating G protein-coupled receptor signaling pathway.
GACGGAUAUACGAUGUCUAUCUAGUCUAUGGUUUGUCGGUUUCUCUAACAAACUUGGCAGUUUUUCGACCUGCCCGCAAUGACAGCGUGUAAACCCCACCCAUUCAGUUUUGAUUAACCACCCUCAUUCUCUGUCUUGAUUUGCUUUCGCUCUGUCAGUGACUUUUCCUCCCAAGUGUAGCCAGCAACAAGGUAGUGAGUGUACAUCACACCCGGGCUGACGCGUGAUUACCAAGGGGAAAAAAUUAAACGGGGCGAUAAACGCACGAAACAUUCAAGGCAAUUCCCCAUUUGUUGUCAGCGAGCGUUUAAAUCUACCUACAUUUUUGGAGGAUGAUACCACAAUGAAGAACGUUAGCCAAAUUGGGCGUUUUAGCUAGCUAAGUGUCAUAUGGCUAGCUAGCCUUCCUAGCUAUAUAUUUUAGCCAGCUAUCUAAUGUUAGCCAUACUUGUUAGCUAGGUGGUCACGGCUAGCAAAUACAACACAAUCUAGCUACAGUAGCUUGCUAGAUAAAGCGAGUAUUAUUAUUUUUAUAUUCGUGUUUUGCCGUUUGACAGCUAGUUAGCAAUUUAGUUAGCUAGCUGAUGGACAGUUUCACAGAGGCUCUUUGUCACUACUCGGACGUUUAAUGGUCUUGGUUCUGGGGCGGCUAGACGUAGCAUGAGACUGUACAGAUGUGGCAGCCAAGUUUGUCCCGUUGUCUCCGGGUCUUGGGUUGGUAAGCACACGGCAAUUUAAAUGCGUUGGAAGAGUCGUUGCUAGAGAACUACGACAUUUUAGUUGGAGAGGUAUUGGUCAUUUUUGGACUGAAACGCUAACUAGCCUGUUGACUGUGAAGAGCAAGCUAGCUAUUGUCGCUGGCUAGGUGCUAUCGAGUUUAACUGGGCCAUAUUAGCUAGUUGUAUCUGCCUUGACUAGAGACUUACAAGCUGUCAAAUAUUUGGUGUAACUGUCCAAUGCUAACUCGCGCAAAGGCGUCCUCAAGAGGCCAAACUUCGUAGCUAGCUGGCUACAUUUGUUGCAUCCACACCCCUCAUUUAUUUUUAUCCUUGGACUGUCCAUUCGGAUUUACAAAGGGGAUUGGGAUAAUUAUUUGCUAUUAAGUGUGAGGUCUGGGCGCCGCAUUCAAGUCUGGCGUUUAAAUACUGCGGUGAUGACUUUAGAAUCCAUGAUGGGCUGUUGCCUGAGCGAGGAGGCGAAGGAGUCCAAACGAAUCAACGCCGAGAUCGAUAAGCAGCUCCGUCGAGACAAGCGAGACGCGAGGAGGGAACUUAAACUUCUUUUGUUGGGCACUGGCGAAAGCGGCAAGAGCACCUUCAUCAAACAGAUGCGCAUCAUCCACGGGACGGGCUACACUGACGAGGACAAAAGAGGCUUCACCAAACUGGUGUAUCAGAACAUCUUCACCUCCAUGCAGUCCAUGAUCCGGGCCUCUGAGACCCUCAAGAUCCAGUACAAGUAUGAACAGAACAAGUCCAAUGCGCUGCUGGUGCGCGAGGUGGACGUGGAGAAGGUGUGUUCUUUUGAACAGCCCUACAUCAGUGCAAUAAAGAUGCUGUGGACAGACCCUGGCAUCCAGGAGGCCUAUGACCGUAGGCGUGAAUAUCAGCUCUCGGACUCCACCAAAUAUUACCUUACAAAUUUAGAGCGAAUAGUGACCGCGGGGUACGUGCCCACUCAGCAGGAUGUGCUGCGGGUUCGAGUGCCCACUACUGGCAUCAUUGAGUACCCUUUUGACCUGGAGAAUGUAAUCUUCAGGAUGGUGGAUGUAGGGGGUCAGAGGUCAGAGAGGAGGAAGUGGAUCCACUGCUUUGAGAACGUCACGUCCAUCAUGUUCCUGGUGGCCCUCAGCGAGUAUGACCAGGUCUUGGUUGAGUCUGACAACGAGAAUCGGAUGGAGGAGAGUAAGGCUUUGUUCCGGACCAUCAUCACAUAUCCCUGGUUCCAGAACUCCUCAGUCAUCCUGUUCCUCAACAAGAAGGACCUCUUAGAGGAGAAGAUAAUCUACUCCCACCUGGUUGACUACUUCCCUGAGUUUGAUGGUCCGCAGAGAGACGCCCAGGCGGGCCGGGAGUUUAUCCUGAAGAUGUUUGUGGACUUGAACCCGGACAGCGACAAGAUCAUCUACUCCCACUUCACCUGCGCCACGGACACCGAGAACAUCCGCUUUGUGUUCGCCGCUGUCAAAGACACCAUCCUGCAGCUCAACCUCAAAGAGUACAACCUGGUGUGAGAGAGCAAGAGAGAGACCUGCAGCCCACGCACAGCAGAGUGCACAUCUAUACACCAACUAAUUAAACAGUACACAGGUCUGCACUAAAAUACGCAUGUGAACACAUGCACCAAUACAAACACACACACACACUCUUAAUAGAUCCCAGGCUCUAUCCACCCAUGGCCCCAACAUCCUCCUGCUCCUUGUCUAUGGUUUAAUUGGGUGUGUUUUUUUCAGUUCCAGUCAUUCCCUCCCAUUCCUCUCUUCCUAUUGCAGCCCAUGCACACGCACGCACGCACAUCUGCUCCAAGGCUGCCAUGACCUGCCUGGGUGGUUGACAGGUCUCAUUUGUCACCCGAUGUGGCUCAGGCCUCUGGGUCACCCCUCUUAAAGGAGCGUUGGGGGGGGGUGUUUAGAGGUCUGUUUUGAUUUGGUGGCUUGUGUGCUGGUGUGAUUUAAAGGAAGGAAAGCAGAGGUUUUGGAGAACAGGAAAAAGCCGGUGUCGUCGUCCCCUUCACCCUCUGCCUACAGGGUAGGAGUGGGGGCUGGGGACCCACCAGUCUGCAGGGGGUUGUGGGUAACUGCAUAGAAUUGAAUCAGAGGAGUGCUGAUGUGUGUUGGGAAGCUCUACUCUACAUGGUCUUUUGAGGUGUGUGGAAAAAAAUACACCUCCCCCAGACUGGAAGACACCUUGCACUGUUGAAUGUAAAAAGUGUGUGUGUAAUACAAGCAAGUGGAUGCUCACACACAGACAGAGCAAGGAUGGGAGAGAUGAAGUAAAUUGAUCUGUGUAUAUUAAGAAUUGUUUUAGUUUAUUGAUUACUACAAUUGCUUCUACCGCUUUUCAGCUAACUUAAGUCACAAGUUGGUCCUCGACACACAAUGUCAGUGCAGCUUCUUUUUGAAAAGGCAUUGGAUAUUUGUUUCCUUUUUGGCCAAUAUUUUGAGAAACAGUAGUGAUUAUUAAAAGUAAAUAGUAUUUUUUUUUAAUUUGUCUAAUUUAUGGACCAGAUCUUUAGAUGUUGUUGUUGGUCUGACUUUUCCUCCCUGCUUCCAUCCAGGUGUCUCCAUCAGAUGGGGAGGGGGAGGGUUCAUACUGCUGUAAAACAUGUUUCAUCUGCAAGUCAUCUACCUUUCGUUAGAGACUUCAUACUUUGUUGCCGUUCUGUUCCGUUUCAAUUUUGAAAUGCUUGAGAAGAUGAAUUUCCAUUUAGGGUUGGCGCUUUAUGCAAAUAGUAAAAUAAAAAAGACACUUAUCAGUGGUUGAAGUUCUAACUGUUCCAUGCUUGCAUUUUUGUAAUUUAAGAUUUUUGUUUGGUUUUCUUUUUUAUCCCAUAUCUUAUCUGUUGCUUGGUUAGAGUUCUUAAGAUUCCAUAGCUAACAAUGUCAAUCGAUUUGAUAUUUUGUUUUCGCAAAAUCAUUCAGGUGAGUUUUCAUUACUAGGGCUACUACUAGCAAAAUUGACAGAAUGAAAUGACUAUAUGGAUGAUAGUGCAAUUAAAGUGGUUGGGGUGUGUUGAUGCCAGAUGGAAGGCUAAUGCUACAGGUUCAGAGUGCGAACUGUCCAGGGACACCAGUUAGUAUUGGAGGAUGACUUCUGCUGGAUAUUUGCCUGUAAACUUUUAACAGCCCGUUUGGGCCCAGAGCAGAGCCUAGUAAAACCACAAGGUGAUGGGGGUCACACAGCUGCCUCUCUCAGCCAAUCUUCAGUGUGCUCUUCCUUUUCUACCUGCCACUCAUGCCACGAAUGAUGUCUUCUUCAGCGUGACUUUACUCCAUUGUUGUGGGUAGUUAGUUUUACAUCCCCUGCUAAUCAUGUUUCUAUGCUUCACCUUUUGUACCCUAAGAAUGACCAUGACUGGGAUUGGACAGGGGUAUUUUGUAGAAAAACAUUUGAUUGCCACAGUGCUAUUUGCACUCCAACGAGCUUUGGGUUAGAAUGGUCAGGUGAAACUAAACAGAAAAACUUUAGUUAUCAUCAUGGCAUACUUGUUGUUCAUAUCUUGUAUGUUUGGUGCCAAAAAUAAUGGCCGAAAGGGAUGUAGGGUGCCCAAGUAUUUCUCAUUCUACAUGGCAAGCAAUUACCCUGCCAAGUUAUCUGUGCUCUGUUUAAGCUCUAGCUGUGCAUUUACAAGUAUAUUGAACUGCAACCUAGGGAUAUCCUGAGUAUACUUCUCAGUCCCCUUUACUAAUAUGUCCACUGUAUACUAGCCUGGCUGAAAGAUUCAACUUUUACCUUCCCUAUACAUUGCCUCAUAACAUAAACACCAGGGUUGGUGUAACUAAUGGAGAUUUCUAUAAAAAAAAAAUAUUUUGGAAAGGUUUUAUUGUCACAUUUCCUUUUAAAACAGCUCAUUUAUAUAUUUACAAUUUAUACACACAAAAACUGCAUAAAAACAGCAUUUGAAUAUUACAUUAAAUUUGUUAAAAAGUACAUGUUAACAACAAUAGAAACAACCAUGAAUAAAAGUACUUUUCCUUGUAAAAACAUAAAAUUAUGUAAAAGCCAUUUAAAAUGUGUACAAAUGAUUUAUCAAGGUAACCAUUUUUAAGACAUGACAAUAUGUUAAGUCACUUUGUUAAAAGGCAGUUUUCAGUCCUUUGGACAGGAAUGGGGUGAGUCCUUAUCAAACUCGCCUCCUCCUAUAAAUGUUGCUUUUACUGGAGGUGGAAAGUAUUACGUUACAAAAGUUUUAAACAUGUUGGACAUUUUGUAAUGCCUUGUCAUUUGGCCAAGCCAUGGGUGGAUGCAUUUGAAGGCCUUUCUUUGUUAAUUAAUUUUCCCACAGCCAAUACUUUAUAUACCACAUUAUUUGUGAAGUGUACGUACAAAGCAGAAAUAUGAAUGCUUCCUGUGCAACUGCAGAUGAGGCUUUUGACUUUAUUCGAAAUUUGAAAAUUAGAUUUUUGUUCGUGAUUGCAUUUGCCAGAAUGGAUGAUCUUGGUUGAUCUUGUUGAGCUUGUGGGCAAGUUGUCAGUUCUCUCUCAGGAGUACGAAGGUCUCUUGUCAGAGCAGGCUGGACUGAGAUGUUGCCUCUGGUACUUUAGAUCUCCACCAACACGGCAGCUUGUUUUUGAAUUGUUUGUGGUUACAGCUUCUCUGCUGCUCUGUUACCUCAAGAAGCACAGUCAUCCCCUUUUGACCUGUGGUUUACUUGCAUAGGUAGAGUAGGGUUUAGUUCUUCUCAUGCUGGGCUCUUUUCAUGCGUGUAACCCCCCAAUAAGUGAUUGUGCUUUUCUUUUGUUUCAUUGUACUCUCUUUCCUGUAGGCAUCUGCAUCAGCUUGUGGGUUUGAGGUGUAUGAUGUGCUGUAUGGUUGCUCAGCCCCCCCCCCAAAAAAGGUCCAGUGCAGGCCUCCCUCCCUGCUGUUUCUAAAUAUGGGCAUACAGUCAGUGUGUCGGUUUACACAAAGUACCCUGGUUUUCACCACAUGGACUAUGGACAGUGUGUUGUAUGUAGCUCAGUGUUAUGUCCACCCUGUAUAGCACACUAAUUGAACAUCACAAUAACUAGUAAGAGAAGUACUGUCAGCAUUAAAACCAGCACUGUGGGGUUUGUUGAAGGGAUACACUACUAGAAGCAAGUUCGUGCCAUAGACUGAAUAGCAUUCUAUACAAACAGUUGCGACCACUCUUCCAGACAGUUCCCCUUGAAAUAAGCCUGUUAUACUUCAGCUUUAUUUAUUGUAAUACUUUGCCAAGUGAAGGUACCGAAAGGGCAAUAUAGUAUAGCAGUUGGAUUAAUCGGUGAAUUAAUUAAUAUAGUGUUGUUUUAGAAUGUCAGCUGUUCUCUCCCCUUACUUGAUCUAUUUUAUUUCUUCCGGGUCAAUGCACUGAACCUGCUCUGCAGCAAUGGGACUGCCUGCAUUCAUGCAACUUACAAGCACGUUUGUCGGUACUAUGAGAUGUGUAUACACUUGAUGGUUAAUGCUUUUGCUUGAGAUCGAUACUGAUGUGAUUGAUGCAUAGAAAAACUAAAAGCUAUCUUUGCAUCUUUUUGUUUCUUUUGUAAGUCAGACGUUACCUGAACACUUGUAUUUAGGACCACUUAAUAUGAUCGAUUUUUUUUUUUAAAUAAGAGGUUAAAUAAACUUUGUCUAGUGGUGUGUAAAUUUAAAGUAAUGUGUUUUCGUUUCUUUUUUAAGUAUAACAAAUGUAAAUUAUGUACAAUAAUGAGUGUGCCAAUCCCCUUUCUUUGUAGAGCCAGACUCUAAACAAGUGCCAAUGUGAAAAAUCCUAAAAGGGACCUAUGUAUUUCAUGGUCAAAUUUUUAAAACGAACACUAAGUAUGUGAUUAAGAUAAAUAAAUGAAAAUGAAUGAAAAAUGACAACUUUAUUCUGUAUUUAGGAUUAAUGAUGAACUGCUGUUUUUAAAUGUAAUGUUAAUUGCAUGUGUUUGUUGGGGUGGAAGGGGAGGAAACGGUAUUAAUGCAAAGCCCUCCAGAAAAGGGUCCUAAUGGUUAUUGAUUUACAGUAUUUUAGCCAUAUUUCUCUUUUGUAUGUUUCAUUUCAACCACUGUUGCCUGAACCUCAUUCAAACAUGAAAAUGAUUUUCAUAGCCUUCUCCUUCAAAGAAUAAUUAUCUGUUUUCAAUUGGAAUAAAAUGUGUUCCUAUACUC